CCCCCCUGAAGUUUAUAUUGUAAAGGUCUUAACAAGUGAGGAGGACCUGGUAUGAGAAAGCUGGUGAUAUUAGCAUCUUUGGUCUGGGCUCUACAUGCAGCUAGCCUCCCAAUAAGCACUGAUGUGCAGUAUAAGUGCCAAGAAGAUCAGGACAACAUAGCUACAUUAGAAGCUGAGAGGUUUAUUAAUGACCAUCACCAUGAAGGAUACACUUUUAAAUUUGUCUCACUGGAUGGACGCAGUGCAAAGAAUAAGGUGCCUUGUGAAGUCAUUUUGGGAAUAACCCUAGAAGAAACUGAAUGCCACAUUGUGAAUCCCAAACCUUUAAAUCAGUGCAAUUCUAGAACAGAAACAGAGACGAAAGUGACAUCAAAAUGUAAUGUGACCAUGUUCAGCGUUGAGGGAACAGCAGCUGUGAAGUGCUUCAUCUGUGACACCAGACCAGCUUCGCAUGAAAUGGCAAAUUGCUCUGACUGUCAUAAUCUACUGCCUUUACAUGACCGGAAGGGUAUGGAGAGUGUAAAAGCGGCCAUGCAGAAAUUCAACAAAAUAUCUAAUCAGAAGUCCUACUUUAAACUCAUUGAAGUUGGAAGGCUAAGCACAAAGCAUAUGCUUUCAGGUUAUUGCAUCUUUGCUGAGUUUGUCAUUAUGGAGACAGUGUGUCCAAAAAAUGUGACAUCCAAGAAACAACAACCAUGCAAGGCUUUAUGUGGGGAUCAGGCUCGAUAUGGCUUCUGUAAGUCCUCCAAGGCUGAAAAUGAAGAGCCAGAAGUGGAAUGUGAGAUUUAUGAAGAUCAGACAUUAAAUCCAUUACAACACCCUGCUCAGUCAAGAAGAGACUGUAAAUUCCAUGGACUCCCACCUGCCCUCUAUCCAGAGUAUCAUCCAGGGUAUAUUGAUUCACCUCACCCAGACCAUGAUGACAACAGCAAAAAGCAUGAACAUGUAGGUCAUCGCCUCCAUGUUUCCAAUAGUGAUGAUGGCAAAAAGCGUGAACAGGGAGGUCAUCGGGAACAUGGAGACAAUGGCAACCAAAGCAAAAAGCAUGAACAAAGAGGUCAUCAGAAACAUGAAGAUGAUGAUGAUGAUGAUGAGAAGAAAAAGCGUGAACAAGGAGGUGGUCCAGAACAUGGAGACGAUCGUGACCAUGGCAAAAAACGUGAACAAGGUGGUAAUAGGAAACAUGAUGGAGAUGAUGAUAAUGAUGGCAAAAAGCAUGAACAAGGCGGUCAUCAGAAAAGUGGAGAAAAUGAUGAUGAGGGCAAAAAGCGUGAACAUGGACGUCGUAUGGAACAAAGACACAGUGAUGGUGACAACAAAAGGUAUAAACUAGGGGUUCUUAAGGAACUUGGAGAUCAUCAUGAUGAUGACAAAGGAAAGCAGGGAGAUGGCAACAAAGGCAAAAAGCUUGAUCAAGUAGUUCCUAAAGAACUUGGAAAGGAUGAUGGCAAAGGCAAACAGGGAGCCAAUGAAGAAAAAGGCAAAAAGCUUGACGAAGGAGGUCCUAAAGAACUUGGAAAGGAUGAUGGCAAAGGCAAACAGGGAGACGAUAAAGAAAAAGGCACAAAGGUUGAUCAAGGAGGUCCUAAAGAACUUGGAAAGGAUGAUGGCAAAGGCAAACAGGCAGACGAUGAAGAAAAAGGCAAAAAGCUUGAUCAAGGAGGUCCUAAAGAACUUGGAAAGGAUGAUGGCAAAGGCAAACAGGGAGUCGAUGAGGAAAAAGGCAAAAAGCUUGAUCAAGGAGCUCCAAAAGAACUUGGAAAAGAUGAUGGCAAAGGCAAACAGGGAGACGAUGAAGAAAAAGGCAAAAAGCUUGACGAAGGAGGUCCUAAAGAACUUGGAAAGGAUGAUGGCAAAGGCAAACAGCAAGAUGAUGAAGAAAAAGGCAAAAAGCUUGAUCAAGGAGCUCCAAAAGAACUUGGAAAGGAUGAUGGCAAAGGCAAACAGGGAGACAAUGAAGAAAAGGGUAAAAAGCUUGAUCAAGGAGCUCCAAAAGAACUUGGAAAGGAUGAUGGUAAAGGCAAACAUGGAGACGAUGAAGAAAAAGGCAAAAAGCUUGAUCAAGGAGCUCCAAAAGAACUUGGAAAGGAUGAUGGCAAAGGCAAACAGGGAGACGAUAAAGAAAAAGGCACAAAGGUUGAUCAAGGAGGUACUAAAGAACUUGGAAAGGAUGAUGGCAAAGGCAAACAGGCAGACGAUGAAGAAAAAGGCAAAAAGCUUGACCAAGGAGGUCCUAAAGAACUUGGAAAGGAUGAUGGCAAAGGCAAAAAGGGAGUCGAUGAGGAAAAAGGCAAAAAGCUUGAUCAAGGAGCUCCAAAAGAACUUGGAAAAGAUGAUGGCAAAGGCAAACAGGGAGACGAUGAAGAAAAAGGCAAAAAGCUUGAUCAAGGAGCUCCAAAAGAACUUGGAAAGGAUGAUGGCAAAGGCAAACAGGGAGACGAUAAAGAAAAAGGCACAAAGGUUGAUCAAGGAGGUCCUAAAGAACUUGGAAAGGAUGAUGGCAAAGGCAAACAGCGAGACAAUGAAGAAAACGGCAAAAAGCUUGAUCAAGUAGGUCGUCUGGAAAAAGGAGACAAUGUCAACAAAGGCAAAAUGCAAGAACAAGGAAGUCAUCGAGAACAUGGAGACGAUGAUGACAAAGGCAAGCAUGGAGAUGAUCACAACAAAGGCAAAAAUCUAGAACAAGAAAGGGAUGAUGACAAAGGAAAACAUGGAGACAAUGAUGACAAAGGCAAAAAGCAAGAAAUAGGAGGUCGUCGAGAACAAGGAGGUCUUCAGGAACAUGGAGACGAUGACGACAAAGAUAAAAAGCAAGAACAAGGUCGUCAGGAAUAUGGAGAUGAUGAUAAAGGCAAGCAUAGAGAUGAUGAGGACAAAGGCAAAAGGCAAGAACAAGGACGUCAUCGGGAACAAGAAAGAGAUGAUGACAAAGGAAAAGAUCGACACAUUGGUGACAAAGGCAAAAAGCAAGAACCAGGUCAUCGGGAACAUGGAGAUGAUGAUGACAAAGGCAAGCAUGGAGAUGAUCACAACAAAGGAAAAAAUCUAGAACAAGAAAGGGAUGAUGACAAAGGAAAACAUGGAGACAAUGAUGACAAAGGCAAAAUGCAAGAAAUGGGAGGUCGUCGAGAACAAGGAGGUCUUCAGGAACAUGGAGACGAUGACGCCAAAGGCAAAAGGCAAGAACAAGGACGUCAUCGGGAACAAGAAAGAGAUGAUGACAAAGGAAAAGAUCGACACAUUGGUGACAAAGGCAAAACGCAAGAACCAGGUCAUCGGGAACAUGGAGAUGAUGAUGACAAAGGCAAGCAUGGAGAUGAUCACAACAAAGGCAAAAAUCUAGAACAAGAAAGGGAUGAUGACAAAGGAAAACAUGGAGACAAUGAUGACAAAGGCAAAAAGCAGGAAAUAGGAGGUCGUCGAGAACAAGGAGGUCUUCAGGAACAUGGAGACGAUGACGACAAAGGCAAAAAGCAAGAACAAGGUCGUCGGGAAUAUGGAGAUGAUGAUAAAGGCAAGCAUAGAGAUGAUGAGGACAAAGGCAAAAGGCAAGAACAAGGACGUCAUCGGGAACAAGAAAGAGAUGAUGACAAAGGAAAAGAUCGACACAUUGGUGACAAAGGCAAAAAGCAAGAACAAGGAGGUCGUCGGGAACAUGAAGACAAUGACGACAAAGGUAAAAAGCAAGAACAACGAGUUCAUCAGGAAAGUGGAGACAACCUUUUAGAGGAUCCAGGAUCCAGUUUUGAAAAACAGUUCCUAUACCUUGGCCUUUUAAACACGCCAACCUCAAUUCAUCCAAUCUGUCCCUUUCUUCCACCGUGUCUUUGCCAGGCACCUCCAUACCUUGUAUCCCCUCCUCCUAACUAGCACUAAAAUCUGUGAAGGAGCAGUCAAUUUAAAAUGGAACAACAUAAGUAUGAAAGUGUCUUUACAAUGUUCAGUCCAAUAAAUAUUCUUUACUGA
This is a messenger RNA of Puntigrus tetrazona (Sumatra barb), 3966 nucleotides long. Its product is annotated as spore wall protein 2-like. Gene Ontology annotation, molecular function: cysteine-type endopeptidase inhibitor activity. NCBI's taxonomy places the organism in Eukaryota, Metazoa, Chordata, Actinopteri, Cypriniformes, Cyprinidae. Bases 52 to 3870 code for a protein of 1272 amino acids. The transcript is spliced from 7 exons. The record is from RefSeq and is a predicted model, not a curated record. Gene Ontology annotation, biological process: negative regulation of endopeptidase activity. Gene Ontology annotation, cellular component: blood microparticle; extracellular matrix; extracellular region.